Messenger RNA from Conger conger (European conger), 7262 nucleotides. Its product is annotated as zinc finger protein 518A. The record is from RefSeq and is a predicted model, not a curated record. Lineage: Eukaryota; Metazoa; Chordata; Actinopteri; Anguilliformes; Congridae. Gene Ontology annotation, molecular function: RNA polymerase II transcription regulatory region sequence-specific DNA binding; DNA-binding transcription factor activity, RNA polymerase II-specific. The transcript has 4 exons. Gene Ontology annotation, biological process: regulation of transcription by RNA polymerase II. Bases 141 to 4505 code for a protein of 1454 amino acids. Gene Ontology annotation, cellular component: nucleus.
CUGACCUGCUAGACUAACGAGAAACGAAAAGAACUAUGAAGGAGGGACUUCCUUGAGGAGACACAAGUUAUCUCAACGGUUUACAAAAGCAGAUUACAAAUGCACGCAACAGUACCUGACGGAGGAGUGAGAAUUAAAGCAUGGAGGCAGAUCACACGGCUCAAGAUGAUCCACCUGAGGGCAGCGAGGAGGUGGAAAAGGAGGAUCCAGGAAACUGGCGCAAACGUCUACGCCUCAAGCAGGUGGCAGUCCAACUGCCAGUGAUCCAGAACAUUGAUGAAGGGUACGGCGCAGAGGAGUCUGAAGAGGGCCUGGAGAAAAACAAGGUCCAGACGGCCCGCAAGUCCUUCAAGAGGCCUCCGCUUAGGGGCCAGGACGUGGCACCAGGGCCUGGCAUUUCGGGGAAAAUCCUCAGGUUCAGCUGCUCCGAGUGCACAGGCCAGGCCACAUUCAGCCCCAAUGACCUGCUGAAGCAUUUUCAGGGAGUUCACCAAGGAAGCCUACCAACCUUCCCAUGUGACAUGUGCAGCUUCGUCACCCACGACUUCUCCAGCCUCCAGCGGCACCGCAUUGGCCACCGAGACACCUUUGUCCGCUGCGAUAUCUGCAAUGACGGCAUCCAGUACACUCUCCUGCAGCUCACCAGACACUUCAACAUGUUCCACAGCCUCAACGGAUUCUACUGCUGUGAGAAGUGCAAGUUCUCCACCAAGGAUGUAGGGACUUUUGUGCAGCACACGCACCGGCACAAUGAUGCCCUCUACAAGUGUAGCAAGUGUCAGCACAUCAGUCAUGGCAGUGGGGAGCACCAGAAACACAUCCUGACUCACUCGGGGCCUUACCCCUUCAGCUGCCAGUUCUGUGACUAUGGGGCCCCAAGGAAGGACUAUGUGGCAAAACACAUGGCUGCUGUCCACAGAGAGGAGAUGGAGCGUUUAAACAAACGUAGAGCCUCAGAGGAUGGCCAGAAAACACUAGUGAACUCAACACCAGGACUAAAGCUUUUACUUACCAAGAAUCCAGCAAGACAGACCCAUUGGAUGUCCAAAGGGCUACAUGCUCUGUCUGGAGGGGGACUGUUGGAUGAGUAUGGGAGGCUUGCUAAUCCAGAAAAGACUCUUGAGGAGACCCAGCAGUUUCUGGAGAGGACUGUUGCGGCUCAGAGAGACUGUAAGAAGUGGGCAAAGGGGCUUAAGUCCGAGCAGCAGUACACUUCCCAAACCGUCCCUGCUACAGCACAGCCUAAGCAGGAGCCAGCUGUCUCUCCUAAUGCUGGCUUUCUGAACCCCAACAGUAACGGGCUAACUGUACUCAUGGUCAAAAACAAAAUCACCAUCCCUCCUAACUGCACUACAAAAGUUAUGGGUUUCAAGAUGGUAGAUGGCAAAAAACAUCUUGUCCUCAAGGUCAUACCGUCAGCAAAGCAAGAACCUUGUGCUAAAACAGAGGAUUCCUUAGUGGCAACAUCAGUGGCUUCAGCCUCAUCAGUUGCUGAGAAAGAGGCAGAUGACAAUGCACUGGAACCAUGCAAGGGAGAAGCCAACACUCUGGCCAGCUCUGAAGAAGGAACGGGCCCACCCAGUGGUCAUCUGGAUUCCUCCAACUCUGAGGUACCCCCCAAUCCCAAGGUAUCCCCAAAUGGUGUGGCACCUCCUGGCAGCCCCUGCUCCUUGCCUUCCAGGAUGGAAAACAUAGACAUUGCCUCAGCUUUGGUGCAGGUGCAAGCACAGGAGAAUGGGGAGCAAGAACAGGAAUUGGUAUCAACAACUGCCAGAGAGGUGGAAGAGGAACAGCCACCAGGGGCAACAGAGAAUGAUGACGAUGCAGCACCUUCUCCACCUUCAUCACCUGCUGCAAAUGCUGUGUCCCUGGUCAGUAAGGUGACGGAACAGAGCUCACUGAUUCAGUGUGAGGAUGAUGGCUCACCCAAUGGUGAAACCUCAUCCCCCAUUCCCGUUGCCACUGAUCCCAGCUUAGAAAAAAACACUCCCAAACACACUGAUCCAGAUGAAUUUGACCCAUCUCCCAACUUCCUAGAGAGCACCGCCAUUGAGUGCAUGUCAAGUAAAUCCCCAUUAAGUUCUCCGAGUCAGGAGGUCUUCACUUUCCACAACUACUCAAAGGACACCUCCAGUCUUUCCUCUGAUGCUUCUCUUCUAAGCGAUGAACAGCAGUCAACACAACUUCUGACUGUUGAGUCUGAGAAUGAUGGUGUUCAUAUUUUGAGACCUUCACAUGACAGCAACCUGACACUGGAAAGCUUGCCCUUGCAGGUGUUGCAGAAUCGUCUGGAGGACCAAGACAGAAUUGUAGAACCAUGUGUUGACUUGCCUGAACAGCGACUACUCAACUCGGAUCCUCCUUCAAUGGAAAAAGUACCAGACAAUGAAAUUGAAGUUGACGAAUGUGUAGCCACUGUCGAAGUUGAGGGGGACACCAAAGAGUCUGAGGUUAAAUGUCAAAAUCUGGAUUCAUCUGAAGGGCUAAAUGCGACACUGGACUCUAAAUUUCAAUGCCAGGAACAAUGUUCUGAGCCUCCCAGCAUUGAUGGUGGUGCUAAGGUGGGGAAAGGAGAGGAGCACCUGGAUUCUCCCUCUGAAUCACAAGAGCACUCUGCAAAAAAUGUGGAGGGACCCAAUGUGGCUGAUGGAGAGAAGGCUUCAGGCAGUUCAAAUAAUGCAGCCAUCUUGGGGAAGAUUCUAGAAGAGCAUUCUGAUGCCAUUAUCAGCCAGCAGCUGGAGAAGGAGAGGAUCGGAACCGCAGUCCCCCAUGAAGCAAUCCGAACCCCCACAACCACACUCAGGAUCCUCCAACCCCUUAAUUUGUCCGAUGGUAAGCAACAGGUUUUUCUACAGACUGCAGAGAAUGGGUACGCAGUACCUGUACAGCUCCGGGGCAGUCCUGGAUUUAAGCUAAUCACUGGGUCUGUUCCCCCAAUAAAUGUUUCUCAUCUGAAACCUGGAGGUGAAAGGUCAACCAAUAGAACAGCAGCACUGACUUUCACACUGAGUAAUGGCAGGAUAGGCACGGCUGCACAGGUGGUGGGCGACAAGGAAGCAGGUGAUGGGUUGGCAAAAGGUGGUGGGCAGGACAGCACGGCACUUAGCCCCAGUGCUCAACAAGGGUCAGGCACCAGCACGAGUAGUUUUCUGCUCAAUAGCUCACCUUUGAAGGGACCUCUGUUUUUGUCCAGUCCGAUUCAGUCCCUCUCCAAAGAACGGACUGCGAAUGCACCCACGUGUUACUUAGUUCAGAGACCAGUGGCUUCAGCUGCAGCAAAGCCCAGCACAGGAACGGCCUCUGCAGCUGGCAAUGUGCAGACUCCACAGUCUAAACCCGUUUUAGCCUUACCGGUGAAUUCUCCGGACCAGCCAACAGUUUUACAAACUGGCCGUCAAGCCUUUCUGCUUAGAUAUGUCUCUCCAGUUAAGUCUGGGAUAUUGCUGAACAGCCCAGAGGGAAAAAUGGUUAAUCAGAACAGCUUGACCAGUGAAAGCGGAGGCAGUCGUUUUAUUCUUAAGAUUGUGCGAAACUCUUCUGAUGCUGGCCUGCCGUCCUGCAGCGGUGUGGCAGGUGGUGGGUUUACAGCACAAACACACGCCAACCAGCCAAUCUAUCUGGCCACCACUGGUGGUUUGCAGUCUCCCUAUCUGCUAAUGUCAUCCAACCAAUCCAUUCUGAAUGUCUCCGCAGGGACAAAAACUUCAGAGUCACAAGAUUUCGUCCAAACUCUGGCCACAGCCUCCCCCCUUCUGAGUUUCUCUUCCAUAGCUCCCACACAAGGAAAAGCCAGUGAAAAACACGGGGGGGAGGGCUUGGCCUGCAAACUCAAGAAAGCUCGGCUCCCUUCCCCGAGGCGAAGCCACCAGGGGGCCAAACGGAAGAGGUCAAAGAAGCCAUCCAUGGAGGACAGCCUAGAGUCCCCUGCCAAAGCCAGGAGGCUCUCAAGUAAGAAAUCAAAGGAGAAGGAGGCCCCAGCAGUUAUGUAUUGGGAGCCAGCCCCCAGGGAGGAGGAGAGGACACUGAGGCUCCUGCCACUUAGCACGGUGCAGCCUGUCAAGUGCCCGAGGCGAAACCAGCCUGUGGUGGUGCUCAAUCACCCUGAUGCAGACAUCCCCGAGGUAGCCAGCCUGAUGAGAACGGUGAACAAGUUCAGGGGCGAGGUCACUAAGGUGGCACUGUCUCAAAGGACUGUUGCCGCCCUUUCUGAGCUGGACUGCAGCACCUUCAGACAAGACCGGUCAGCUAACUGUCACCCAACCCAUGGCCGCCGCGUCCGCCCAGAGGGCACGGUCAGGGAGCGCUUUAUCCUGAAACUGCGUUUGAAAAAGACCAGCAGGAACAAGUACAAGGUUGUGAAUACUUCCUCAGACAGCACCGAGUGGUCGUCAACGUUCAGCUGCUGGUUCUGUGGUAGGAUCUUUGACAACCAGGAGGAGUGGAUAGGUCAUGGCCAGCGGCAUCUAAUGGAGGCUACUAGAGACUGGAACAAACUGUUUUCCUAAGAGUCCUAAGAGCAUUAUGACUAGAUUCUUAGUUUCAGUCAGGUCUCCACCUCAUUGAGUUUUUUGACUCGCGUCCUUUCAUGUCCACGUGCUCAGCUGUGUUUCACGUCACACACAAUGAAAGAAAUAUGAAAAAACCAUCCUAUUUUUACUUGCAUUUAAAAGCUGGUAAUGUUAUUUAGAGGUGUGUCUUUGUUUUUUCUCUCAGUCACUAAAGAGGAAAGGGUAGUAGUUUUAAGUUGUCCCUCAGGUGAGGCUCCAUUGUCUUCAUUACGAGUGUGGCUGGUACAACUUAAAACCAAAUGUAAAGACCCUGAAAUGGAGCUUUUUAUGUAUAUAUGGAACUUAAAUGUGAAAACCAUAAGCAUUGCACACACUGAAUUUGUAUAUAAAACAAUUAGGUAAGAGAGCUUUUUGAGUACACAGUUGACGGGACAGCAAUAUGUGUACAAUUAAAGUGCUUCGGUUGCUACUUUGGGCUGAUGUCGGGUACAUCAAAGUCAUAAAUUGGUAGUAUUGCCACAGCUAUGUGUUGUAAUGACAGUUGUUUUAAGACAUUUUUCAUUACAAGAGGAAGGAAACGUAAGUUUGUAUUUGCCCAAAAUAUAGUAGCACUUUGCAAGUGCUUGAUUUGUGCAACAACCAAGACAUAUACGUACCGAUCAACUCAGGGGAUAGUUUUUCUUACGAUACAGUAUGUAAAAUACAAACUCCAAUCAUGUCAGUAAACCUCACCUCCACCUUUGCAUUAAUUAUUUACAUCAUUUUGAAAUGCGUUUCAGGCAGGACUGAUGAUAGAUUUUAUUUAAUCAGUUUCCUUUGUUUUUCCAUUCCUUUUCUUCCCAAAAAGUUGUUUGUGUUGUCCUUAAAGCAUUGUUUAAUUUUUUAAUUUAUCAAAAUUCCAGCAGUACAUUGUAGUUACGUAUUUUACACCUGGGUCCUAAUAUAUUUCUGGCACAUUGUCAGGAGUCUUCAACAUGAACAGUUAACCAAUUGUUUACGGGUAUAUACAUAUGAAAACGUUCUUUUAUAUUUGAAUGGCAAAUAUCCUGUGUGCAUUACAAAAUUUCCUGUGGAAAGCAUUUUCAAAAGCUGUUACUUUCUGUAGAUUUCUUCCUUUUGUAAAUACUGUUUUAAAUGUUCCACCCAUGAAUCCUUUUUUGAAGAAGUGUAUUUAUAUUUUAACUGCUGCCACACACCUCUACGAGAAUCCUAAUCCAGUAACUCCUUAAUUAUAAGGUUAUUUUACCAUUUUCUUUGACAGCUUAUGCAUAAUUGGGGCUUAGAUCUGAUGGUAACAAACAAGAACAACAGCUGAAAAGUCUUUGUAACUUAAAAAUAAAAUGCCAGGGUAAAUUGGUGCAUAACAAUUGAGAGACAGUGCAUACACGGUUUGUACAUCCAUGCUGGAAGUUCUCAUUGCCUUUUGCUUUCCUGGCAAACUGUAACGAUGAUGCAUGUAAGCAAUUGGAUGUGUUGCCUCAUGGAGCAGUUGAUUUGAGCAAUUUAAUUUUCUAGGAUGGCUUUAUUGAGUUUAUACCUUUACACAGGUGGGGCGGGGCUUGACUUUGUUAUGAUGUAUGGUCUCAGUUAAAAAAGACGAGUCCCUUUAUGACUACUUGGGGAUUGUGCCCACGUAAUGAAGUGGUCCACUCCGUAAAUUCUAUUUUGUGUCUGUCUGGACAAAUAUUUGACAGAUAAUUUGCUGAAUGAUUUCAGCAAUGUAAUGCUUCGCAGUACCAUAUAAAAAUGCUAAAAAUGCAGAAAAAACAAGUUCUUGCUAUAUGAAUACCAGUAGUGCUUUUGUACGCAAAAUAUUUGUUUUUAUACGAUUAUUAGGUUUUUCUUUAGGUAAGUGAACAUUUCUGAUGGGCAAGUGUAAGAGUGGUUGCAGGUCUUACAGGUAUAAUGUUGAGCAGGCAUGUAUCAAACCUAACUGCUGUUCCAAAACUACUGUAUAUGCAAUCGUGACCAGGAAAUCAAAAUGAAGGAUAAAUACACUUUCUUUUUUGAAAAGCUGUUUUAGUUUUUACUUUGACGUUACAGAUUGUAACUGUUGUCAUUUUGAUAGUAAGUACUGUAAGUACUUGGUGUGUAACAAGGUGUUUAUUUUUAUGAGCAAGUACAUCAAUAAAAGUGCAUAUAUAAAUCCCUCCUACGGUAACUUGAAAAGAAAAACCUAUACUUUUUUUUUUUUUUUGGACAGGAUCUUUCCCUGUGACCUCACACAGUGUAGCAGAGUAGCGUCUCAAUUUUUAGUAUGCAUGUUUGUAAAUAUCUCUGCUGUCCCUAAUCCUGCUUGCAGUCAUUGAGAUGUUUUCCUAUUAAGGUAUGGCACUCCAGGGCCAUGUAGGGCUUUCUGGGACCUGGGGCUUAACAUACCCAAAAGAUACAAAGGUGCUGACCCAUUGCACAUGUUUGUGUGGUGUUGUCUCCUCUCCUCUGCACUGUACUUUUUUGGUGCAGUGCGUUUGCCCAUGUCUAAACACCCAGCUUACUCAACACAUGCAGAGCACCACACCAGACAACCAAAUACCCAUUCAUUCUUUUUUCUGAUUGUUCAUCCUUAAAUUAAACACACACACACACACACACACACAUUGUUGUUUGUGACUUUUUCCAGUAGGUCAGGGAGAUGAGCUCAAUAGUGCUCCAAGAUAAUACAUCUAUUUUUUUACGCCAAGUGCCUGAAAGAGCUCUGUUACAGAUCAACACUAUAUUGUACUGUUUAUCUCCCGUGUGGCAUUUAUGAUGUGU